GGUGAGCGGUGGAGCUGCUGCCACACUUGCUGCUUGUCACGUGCUCUCCGACUUUGAUCGUGGGGAUUAAUUAGUCACACAUUGCUGUCAGCACGACAGUGACAGUGACACGAUUGAGGAGAAGGUCGGAGAAAGAGCCUUGGCCUACCCUGUGGGUGUGUCUACACUGACAUGAAACACGAGAGGCAGUGCGUGAGAUGGUGUCAAGCGUGUCUGCGAGGAGGAAACCACGUGACACACACCCACCCAGCAGGCAAAUGGCGCGCGUGACUCGCACGCGGUUCGUUAUGUCACGUCACCUGAUUGCUGGCUUUCACGUGCACACGAUAUAGUACAUGUACUGACAACAAUGUCAGAAGACAGCAGUUCGGGUACCGGAGACCCCAGCCCCGUCACGUGACUGAGCAGACGUAAGGGUUUGACAGGGCUGACCAGCGUGACGCUGACCACUGACUGCCGCGAGAAUGCACGAGACUCGUUAACCUGGCAAGUGUGUGUGUGGGAGGAGAGGGGGCUGCGGUUCCGCUUUGGGUAGACGGGAGGAGAGCGGGUGCACGGCUGGCGGCGAGUGUACAGCACAGCACCGAGUCCAGCAGCCGGCACGCGCGGCGCGUGGUGUUCAUGGAUGACUGACGUUGGUGUCCACUACUCCAAUCCACGUGCAGUCGCCCUCCUCUCCUCCUCCUCUCCGUCACUCAGCGGGUGAAGGCCACCAUGGCGACACAUGAAGGAAGGCGACUGUUACAGUGAGGUGGCGCUGCUAGUCAAGGAAGUGAGGUAUGUGCUAGGCUGGCUAAGCUGGCGAGGCUAGGAAGUCAGUGCGCGAGCUGCACUAGGAGGCCGGCGCCAGCUCCGUGUGCACGCAGUUGGCGGUGUGCGAGAGGCAGAAGGCGAAGAGAGCUGCGGCUGGUUGCUCGCACCCCUCCCACAUUCCUCCCACAACCCUCCCACUACUCUCACUCUGCUCGCCUCCAGGUGCUUGUGCCGGUUGGCACGCACUCAGGCGUGACGGUGCUUACAUGACCUGAGGGCGAGGACAAACCCUUGGGUCGUCACCGCCAGGCCAGCUGCAAGCUACUUGAGGAAAGUGGUUCAUCGGGCCGGCAGGGAGUCAGUUCGCCAGUGGCUUCGCAUCAGCGAGGCAGGAAGCACGGAGGCAGGGAGGAAGAAAAGGCCGCCAGUGGCUCGCGUCUUGUGCUCCGCCAGACCUGAGGCUACACCUGCAACAAACAGGGCGGCCAGGGUGCCAGGCUGUUGUUUAUUUAUUGUUGUGGUGUCGCAACAGGCUGGGCACGAGUACCGCUGGCUACCCUGUCUGUGGCCAUGCGCGGCGGGCAGCAGAGGCAACCACGCCGACUGGGCAUCUUCCGGUCACGACACCAGUCACGUGGCCAGUAGCUUGUCACACGUUACCUGUCACCUUAACCUAUGUUACCUAUCCGUACCGGAUCUGUUAAACAACAACAACCAACCAACCAACAAAUAAAACAACGGCUAGUGGUGUGGAACUGUUCCAACGUCGGACACAUCGAGACCUUCACCACCACACGCCAUUGCACUGGUCACGGACGCUCAUGGAUUACCUCCCCUCUCCGGCCACUUCUCCUGUGAUCACGCUCGCCAGCCCAGGUGUGGGUGGGUGACUCACGGGAGGACACUGCUGCCCCCUGGUGGAAUGCUGAGGACGGCGAGGUGCUGCUGCAGCUGCUGAACAGGUUCCUGGUGCUGCUCAGCCGCAAGGGGAGAGUACUCUACGUCUCGCGCAACGUGCAGGAGCAUCUAGGCGUGCCGCAGGUAUGGAUGGUGGGGCGCUGGCUGGCGGAGUUUAUUCACCCUGACGACGUCAAGAUCCUGCAGCAGCAGCUGAACUUGUCUGCCAGCUCGCCUAUAGGACCGCAGCCAGAGCAUUCAGGCGGAUACGUCAAGACAACCAGAGAUUUUCAUCUGCGCAUGCGUCACUUUCCUAAUGGAGCAGGUGCAAGGCGAAAGCCGGGCAACUUUUUGGUGGUGCGGUGGACGGGGCAGGUGAGGACGAGGCGGGGGGGACGGGCCCAUGGCUUGGUUUGCCUGUGUCACCCCGUGCAGUCCCACACCCUGCUGGAGCUGCGCCUGGGCGGCAGCAUGUUCAUCAGCAGACACGACAUGCGCAUGACCUUCACCUACUGCGACCCCAGAGUCUUGUAUCUGAUUGGCUACGAUCCAGAGAACCUGAUUGGACACACAGUCUACACCUUCCACAACCCCGUGGACCUCAAGAAGUGCACCUCGUGCCACAACGAUCUGAUUCAGACCGGCACAGGGGUCAGCCAGUGCUACCGCUUCCUGGGCCGCACAGGGGUGUGGGUGUGGAUGCAGACCAAGGCCACCAUCGUCACCGACACACGACAAAAGCCUCAGUACGUCGUCUGCAACAACUACAUCCUCAGCCAGAAGGAAGGUGAGCGGCGUCACAAGAUGGAGCUGCAGCAGUAUCACCUGCCUCUUGACCUGACGGCGCCCGGUGCUAUCGACCUGAGUCACGUGACCAGCCCCGCCUCCAGCCUGGCGGACGACGACACCGGCUACAGUACCGCCGUCAGCAGCAUCGGCAGCAGCUCCACCUCCCCCAGCCCUCAGGGCACCACACCCGCCUGCGGCGUCGACCCUGACCCCCUGAUGUCAGAAGGAGUCUUGACACUGGGCCAGGACCUGACGGACAUGUCAUGCGCUCCAGUUGAGGAAGAGUUCUCGCCUUUGGGCAUGGCACGUGUGACGGAGGGGAGAGAGUCCGGCAGGGGGCAGGACCACCUGCUGGGAUCUGACCUGCCCCUGUCCAUUACCUGCUCGGCCCUGCCCUUUGGUGCUGACGUCACGGUAUGUGGCGAGCAGCUGACCUGUGACGACACGGACCCCUUUCUCUACAGCGACACGGCCGUGGGCUGCGGGGACGGCGUGAUGGAGGACAUGGAGCUGCUAGAGGACCUGCUGGAGAAGAUCAGUGACUGCGAUAAGACAGAUUGCACUCAGCAAGACCUCGCUGUCACGUCACUGAGGCCCAGCCCCUCUGUCGCCGAUGUGACGUCGUUGGAGGGCAAGCCCCCGUCACUACUGCGGACAUUGCUGGACAAGGAGGGUCAGGCGCUUGCCGAGCGUCCGGCCUCCACCGAUGCUGUGAUCUCCACCACCACCACCACUUUCACCUCCAGAGUAGUAUGUGGGGCACGGCCACUUGCUGCUGCUGGUGUAAAAGGCAAGCAGGCGGAACUUUCAGCCUCCACCAAGUCGUUGGCGGAGGACGGACGACGGGGAAGUCUGAGCGACAGCGACAACAGCACAGAGUGCGCCUCGCUAGCGGCCUUACCUGACGAUCUGCUGGAUCUGGCCAUGCAGUACUGUGACGACAUUCCCGACAUGGACUCUCCCAUGCCCGAUGCCCUGCCCUGCCUCGAGUCGGACGCUUGGGGCUCCGCCAUGGAGGACCUCAUUCCGGACACUCCCGAGCCUGUGACGUCACCAUCCUCGGGCAAAACUCUGGUCCCGGUGACUGACAAGGUGACGUCUGUGGUGGUGGUAGUGGAACAGAGCAAACAGGGCUUGGGGACGCACAAACUCGGGAUUGGUUUAGAGGUAAAAGAUGGUGAUGACUUGGGUCCUAUCAGCUCCAAACCGCCAGCCGUUAUACAGUCAGCCGUGGUGAGUAGUACUCAGCACGCAGCGGACAAAGCUCGAGGAGAGGGAGAGGGGACAGGCAAGAGGGUGACGAUCCUCCCGACGGUGUUUACCAAAUGUGCGACCACGGCGGUGAGUGUCGGUGGUGUGGUUCGCGAGUCGGCAGAGACGAGUCAGACGCUGAGCCCUGUGCUGUCUGACCACCAGUACUCCACUGCCCGAGCCCCGUCGCCCAAGUGCGGGGCAGCAGUCGCGUGCGGCAAGCGUGCGUGUCCACAACUGAGCAAACCCGGGCUGGGCCCACACACGGUCCGCACACAGCAGCUGCAGCAGCAACAGCCCGCCCUCAAGAUCGUUCGCAAGUCGCCGCACUCGGCUGGAGACAGAGAGACCGCCUCGGCGCAUGUCUCGGCGAAAGCGACUUCUAGCCAGAAACAGCAGCGCCCCCCAAACAUCACCGUGCAGGUCUCCGUUCCGGUCAACGGCGGUGGAAAGCCAUUGACAGCCAUGUCUGAACUAGAGAAACACCUGCGAGGGCUGGUGGCGCCCCCUUUGGAGAGGAACAAGGACAGCGAUGGGACGGACGACGAGAUGUGUGAGGACGGCCGGCCAGCCAGACCGUUUCUGGAGCGGCUGCUGACGGGGGAGAUGUCCCACGAGCGGUAUCGCCAGAUCGACUACCAGCUGCUGUACCAGGAGCGCGAGAGGCGCAUGUCCGAGACCUCGGCCACCGGGCACUGCAGCAGCUGACCGCGGGCCCUCGUCUAGACUCUCGCGACAACACGUGCAGCACGACGCCUGGCGGCUGGUCUCAAGUCUGCCUGGUGGUACGGAGGGCUGCAGACAUUCCAUCACACAAGCUCGUGACAGGAUUAUUGUGUGACUGUGCGUAACUGCUCUUUUUAUCGUCAGCACUUCUGCACUUUGCAUAGCUGCUUGGAAUGACAGUCAGUAGAGACAUGACACUGACAGCCGUGCACAUGGCACUGACAGCCGUGCACAUAAACGAAAUGAAGGUGAAGCAGGGAGGCACGAUGCUAUAAAUACUGUUACAUUAUCUCCACACAGUCUCACAGCAGUUCCUAACCAGCUUGCAAUAAGCAGGUCACAAAACCUGUUUGUCCGGAGGCGGUGUGGUGGUGGGCGUUGUGGUGGGGAGGUGGCGUGUGGUGGGGAGGUGGCGGUGUGUUUGGUGGCGUGUGGUGUGUUGCUUUUGUCAGUUGCAAUCUCUUUCACACGGAGUUCAUUAACGGAGUUCCUGGGGGUCAGGUCAGGAGCCAGACAAGCAAUCGCUUGUUACUAUGGCAACUAACAGGCGGACACCGUAGCACCGGAGGUUUUACAAAAAUAGAUUACACUUGUUACAUUUCAUGAUUCAUAACAUAGCCGGGAUCGGAGGAGGUGGGAGGUGGGAGGCAGGAAUUCGUUGAGUGGAACCUGUUUCUUUGCGGUAAUUGUAUUUUGUUGUUUAGUGAUAAGCUUCGGAAGCAUUUCCGCCUAAGCUGCAGGAAGAUUUCACACACUGUUGGAUGUGACGGACAGUUCGGUCGUUAGGAGCAGUGUGCGCAUCCUCCUGACAGGUGGGGCAUCUGGGAGAUUUCGCACGUCGCUGUUGCGCUCUGUCCUCCUGUUUGAUUUGUGACAGACCCUCCAGACAACAGCAUUUAGAGCAGCGCUGGGUGAAAUGCGCCAUGAGAGCAAAAUCUCUUAAUUCUGUUGUUGAAGUCUUGAGACAUAUUUGGCCCCCAGAGGGCGAGGUGUUGAAUCUCGUGUCUUCACGUGCCGUAACCCCUCCCGCCCUUUCUAUUCACCUUGCUGUGUCCGCCUUCUGUCCUCCAUCGCCCCUCCUCCAGUAGCUGACCAGAUGCAUGGUGGAGUGGAGGGUGAGCCAGGCAGUUGUUUUGAUGGAGAGCAGACCGCGUGUCGUCAGUUGGUUAAGAUGGAAGUCAGGGCCACCUUUGGCUGGUACUUCGCCACGUGGUCAAGUGUCCUGCAGACGUCAUGACGUCACGUAAGAGCAGGAUCACGUGAGCCGAUGGCCCCUCCCCCAACACUUGUUGUCAAAGGUGCAACUGAUUUAGAGAAGGUAGGAGGAGGACGUUUUCGUAGAACCAGUGACAACAAGAUGCCGUGUCCAUGUUGAUCUGUUCACUCGCUGUCUCUCUUGAACAUCUAGCUUGCGCGCACGCACGCACCUACACCCUCUCACACACAUUUUCGCAGCUUUCGACAUAGAAGGGGGAGAGAGAUUCCAGGAAUGGGACUACUUUUGUGCUGGAACAGGUGUGUGUGUGUGUGAAAAGUAGGACAUUACAGAUUUCUAAUUUCUUGUUUUCCUCAACCUUAAGGGUGAUAUUUAUCUCUUCAGACGAAAAAAAAGUAUACGUAGUUAUGCAACAAAUAUUGUGAUAUGUUGUUACACCUGUGUGGUUAGUUCAUAUAUAUAUAUAUCAUUGUUGUUCUUCAUCAGAAUUUUGUGAUGUCGACUUCCAGACUUGUAUGUGUUAGUACAAUGCUUGGUGUGUCGCCAUGACCUGAGAGUAGGUCCUGUCUUUCGUAAAUCGUAAGGUGCUGUCCCCUCGGCCAUAGCUAACACUGUGUGACCAUGUCCCCCUUGUCGGGCUUGCCUUGCAUUGCCAUGUAGGCCAACAUUCUUGCCACUCAUCCUCACGUCCAAGCAAAGAGGUGCUUCCCCUGUGCGGGGGAACAAAGUUGUAGAAACGGUCGGUCUCAGGUUGUUCUUUGAUCGGUCGGAAACCCAGUAUUCUUGCCACAUAAUUCUGUAAUCCGCGAUAAACGGCUGGUCUACACGUACAAUGCUCCCCCCUUCUUGCACUCUCAGACAUGUCACGUGUCACGUGACUCUAAGUUAGUGUCACGCCACUCCAGGUUAGUGUCAUGCAUGCCCCGUUCCCAUAGUAGUGAUAACCGAGUCAGUGGGGCGUGCAGUCCAGUCUCACCAAUCUUGAGGGGAGGGUUGCUGGGUAGAAGACAGAUGGCAUCAAGCGAGCGGAAUGUGUCGGUUGACUUCAGAGCAGAGCACCGUAAGACCAAACCAUUGCGGAAGGUCGUUAGAUGACCGGUCAGAGUUCACUUGACGUCAUUUCUCUGAGGGGUCAGAGGUUAUGAACGGGUGGAAGAGGAUUUUGCUCUUGCAGUUGCUCCUUCGGAGUCUACAAGUAGUCUGUUGCAUUAUUUACAUAAUGUCAUAAUUUUGACAAUAAGAAAACUAAGAUAAGUGACUUUACUUAUCAUCAGAAGAGCUACGUCAAUAUGUAAACUAACAAUGAUAAUUAAGAUUAGUGACUUGUCUUUGUGAGUGUCAUACUCACUUGUCAAGUUAAAGGAAAGAUGACAUUUCAGAAACAGGUAAUCAGUCUUUAAGUGUUGUGUCCUAUAAAACAGACUGCGGCAUCUUACACACCCUCCUUCUCUCUCUCUCAGGAACAUCGCAUAAGUUAAAUGUCUUUAUCCAGGUUGCCGUGUGUGCAGUGCGUGUGCAUGCGCGUGCGCGCAUAUGUUUGUGUACGUGUUGUUGUACACAAGAUAUUGUAAAUUCUGUGCGUAUUCCGAUCACCUAGCUUACGGACUUUGGCACCGUGCUGCGACGACCUAAGUAUGGCAGACAAUGAGCAUCAAAAGCCAGAAUUGUGUCAUCAGGAAGUGGAUGAAAAGUUUGUGACGAUGGCACGUGACUUCAGAGAAGUUUGUGUCAGCGUGCAGUUUGUGGCGUGUCGUAGAAUACAGACUUAUAGCAGGUUGGAGUGAGUAGUGUAUAGCGAACCUCACCGGAAAUUGAGCAGUGGCAGCUGAUCAUGACAUCGCUUAUUUUUGCGUUUUGCCAAAAAGCAAGGGUCACGUGACACACGUGAUCAUGACGACGAUGCCUCCUCGCUUUGCGAGGAUUUCGGGAGGGAGGAGUUUUGUGCAUGCUAGACAGUCGUAGAAUGUUUCUACUCGAUUUUUCUUAGAACUGAUUGUGUUACAAGCGUCAGUCUCCACACAGGUUAUGCCGGCAUUGUUGAUGGUCAUAAUAAACAGUUUCAUUGCUUC
This is a messenger RNA of Pomacea canaliculata, 7701 nucleotides long. RefSeq lists its product as uncharacterized. Gene Ontology annotation, biological process: regulation of transcription by RNA polymerase II. Gene Ontology annotation, molecular function: DNA-binding transcription factor activity, RNA polymerase II-specific; protein dimerization activity; RNA polymerase II transcription regulatory region sequence-specific DNA binding. The record is from RefSeq and is a predicted model, not a curated record. The transcript is spliced from 8 exons. Bases 1801 to 4398 code for a protein of 865 amino acids. NCBI's taxonomy places the organism in Eukaryota, Metazoa, Mollusca, Gastropoda, Architaenioglossa, Ampullariidae.